Messenger RNA from Fragaria vesca subsp. vesca, 1251 nucleotides. Its product is annotated as probable cytokinin riboside 5'-monophosphate phosphoribohydrolase LOGL6-like. Gene Ontology annotation, cellular component: cytosol; nucleus. Lineage: Eukaryota; Viridiplantae; Streptophyta; Magnoliopsida; Rosales; Rosaceae. The record is from RefSeq and is a predicted model, not a curated record. The coding region runs from base 169 to 840 and encodes 223 amino acids. Gene Ontology annotation, molecular function: hydrolase activity, hydrolyzing N-glycosyl compounds. The transcript has 7 exons. Gene Ontology annotation, biological process: cytokinin biosynthetic process.
GCAAAAUCCAUUUUGGCAUUGCUAACAGCUCGUUUACGAGUGUUGGGAGUAUAACAAACACAUUGGUCCAUUUCACGCUUAGGGUCUCCCUAUCUCUCUUCUUCAAGCUCUUUCCUGUUUGAAUCAAACCAUAUAUUGGUCAUCCAUUUCAGGCCUCAAGUUCCUCUGAUGGAGAACAUUCAAGAACAACCACAACAACAACAAGAGGGUGUUAUGAAAUCUUCAAGAUUCAAGCGUGUCUGUGUUUUCUGUGGUAGCAGUCCUGGAAAGAACCCAAGUUACCAGCUUGCUGCUGUAGAACUUGGAAAGCAGCUGGUUGAAAGAAACAUUGACUUGGUUUAUGGAGGAGGGAGCAUUGGUUUGAUGGGGCAGGUCUCAAAAGCUGUAUAUGAUGGUGGUCGGCACGUGUUAGGAGUAAUGCCCCUAACUCUCAUGCCAAGAGAGAUCACUGGAGAUCCUGUGGGAGAAGUAAGAGCUGUAUCUGGUAUGCACCAGCGCAAAGCGGAAAUGGCUCGUCAAGCCGAUGCCUUUGUUGCCUUGCCAGGAGGCUAUGGUACCUUAGAAGAACUCUUGGAAGUGAUCGCUUGGGCUCAGUUGGGAAUUCAUCAUAAACCAGUGGGGUUGUUAAAUGUAGAUGGGUACUACAACUUUCUCCUGACCUUCAUAGACAAUUCUGUGAAUGAAGGUUUCAUUGACCCUUCAGCUAGGCACAUUAUUGUGUCUGCCCCGACUGCGCAUGAACUUAUGUGCAAACUUGAGGAAUAUACUCCCAAGCAUUCUGGGCUGAGUUGGGAGAAGGAGCAACUGGAAUACACUGCAAAGUCAGACAUUGCUCGUUGACAAAGAAGAGGAAGAUCCGACCAUUCCUCAUCAAGUUGAAGUUGAAUUGUAAACAUAAUACACGGCAAUGCCAAUGUCGUGGAGGAUUUAUAACCCUAGAUUACAGCAGGUUUCUCUAAACUACACUAAACCAGUCAACUCUUGUAGAUCAGAUGCGAGCUCCAUUAGACUAAGUAGUAGUAGUGCCUACCUAUACAGUUGUUUUAAUUAGCUGUGAAUCAUGCUUCAUUUGAAUUUCGUUUUUAUUAAUUUCCCCCUUUGUUUAGUUUGUCAAUUUAGAAUCUGACCUGGAUCACUACGGCAGUGAUUUCAUUUACUAGUUCCUCGUGUCGGUGAUUCAUCAUCUUGUAUAUUUAAGCAAAACUUAUUCCGUGUAGUUGAUGGGCUGUUGCAAGUUGUUUUGCACAAGAA